CUUCUCCGCCCACGCCGCCUCCGCAGCGGCGGCAGCAGCAGCAGCAGCAGCAGCAGCAGUAACAGCAGCAGCGGCAGCAGCCUCCGGGGCUUCCCGGCCCCAAUCAUCCUGCGGAGUCUCGGGGUCCGCGGGCGGCGGAUGAUGGAGCCGGGGGCGUCGCAGCCCGCGGCCCCCGCGCUGGGGCGAGCCCGGACCGGCGGGGGCGGGGGCGCCUCCUCCUGGCUGCUGGAUACCCCCAGCUGGCUGCUCGGCUACGGAUUCCUCUACCUGGUGCUCUACGCUCAGGUGUCCCAGUCCAAGCCGUGCGACAGGAGCUCCUCCUGCUUCUCGGGCCGCUGUGUCAACGCCACCUGCCUCUGCGACCAGGGCUGGGUGGGGGACCAGUGCCAGCACUGCCAGGGCAGGUUCAAGUUAACAGAGCCCUCUGGAUAUUUAACAGAUGGACCAAUUAACUACAAAUAUAAAACUAAAUGUACAUGGCUAAUUGAAGGCUAUCCAAAUGCAGUCCUAAGAUUAAGAUUCAACCAUUUUGCUACGGAAUGUAGUUGGGACCAUAUGUAUGUUUAUGAUGGAGAUUCAAUAUAUGCACCUUUAAUAGCUGUGCUUAGUGGCCUGAUAGUCCCUGAAGUACGGGGGAAUGAAACAGUACCUGAAGUUGUUACUACAUCUGGCUAUGCCCUGCUUCACUUUUUCAGUGAUGCUGCGUAUAACCUAACUGGUUUCAACAUUUUUUAUUCAAUUAAUUCCUGUCCUAACAAUUGCUCUGGGCACGGGAAAUGCACAACCAGUGUUUCCAUUCCAAGUCGGGUAUAUUGUGAGUGUGACAAGUAUUGGAAAGGUGAAGCAUGUGACAUCCCUUACUGUAAAGCUAAUUGCGGCAGUCCAGAUCAUGGCUACUGUGAUCUAACAGGAGAAAAAUUAUGCGUCUGCAAUGAUAGCUGGCAAGGUCCUGAUUGUUCUUUGAAUGUACCUUCCACGGAGUCCUACUGGAUUCUUCCAAAUGUAAAACCCUUCAGUCCUUCUGUCGGUCGGGCUUCACACAAGGCAGUUUUACAUGGAAAAUUUAUGUGGGUGAUUGGUGGAUAUACUUUUAACUACAGUUCUUUUCAAAUGGUCUUAAAUUACAAUUUAGAAAGCAGCAUCUGGAAUGUGGCACCUAUAUCAAGGGGACCUCUCCAGAGAUAUGGACACUCUCUUGCUUUAUAUCAGGAAAAUAUCUUCAUGUAUGGAGGCAAAAUUGAAACAAAUAAUGGCAAUGUCACAGAUGAAUUGUGGGUUUUCAACAUACAUAGUCAGUCAUGGAGUACAAAAACCCCCACUGUCCUUGGACACGGUCAGCAGUAUGCUGUGGAGGGACACUCAGCACAUAUUAUGGAGCUGGAUAGUAGAGAUGUUGUCAUGAUCAUAAUUUUUGGAUACUCGGCAGUAUAUGGUUAUACAAGCAGCAUACAGGAAUACCAUAUCUUGUCUAAUACCUGGCUUGUUCCAGAAACAAAAGGGGCAAUUGUGCAAGGUGGAUAUGGCCACACAAGUGUAUAUGAUGAAAUGACAAAGUCCAUUUAUGUACAUGGAGGUUAUAAAGCUUUGCCAGGCAACAAAUAUGGACUAGUAGAUGACCUUUAUAGAUAUGAAGUUAAUACCAAGACAUGGACUGUUUUGAAAGAAAGUGGGUUUGCCAGAUAUCUUCACUCAGCUGUCCUAAUCAAUGGCGCUAUGCUCAUUUUUGGAGGAAACACUCAUAAUGAUACUUCCCUGAGUAAUGGUGCAAAAUGCUUUUCUGCUGAUUUCCUGGCAUAUGAUAUAGCUUGUGAUGAAUGGAAAAUUUUACCUAAACCCAAUCUUCAUAGAGAUGUCAACAGAUUCGGGCACUCAGCAGUCGUUGUUAAUGGGUCUAUGUAUAUAUUUGGGGGAUUUUCUAGUGUCCUUCUUAAUGAUAUCUUAGUUUAUAAGCCUCCAAAUUGCAAGGCUUUUAGAGAUGAGGAACUUUGUAAAAAUGCUGGUCCAGGGAUAAAAUGUCUUUGGAACAAGAAUCACUGUGAAUCUUGGGAAGCUGGACAUCACAAUAAUAUUCUUAGAGCAAAAUGUUCCCCCAAAACUGUUGCCACUGAUGACAGAUGUUACAGAUAUGCAGACUGUGCCAGCUGUACUGCCAAUACAAAUGGGUGCCAAUGGUGUGAUGACAAGAAGUGUAUUUCAGCAAAUAGUAACUGCAGUAUGUCAGUCAAAAACUUCACCAAAUGUCAUGUCAAAAAUGAACAGAUCUGUAAUAAACUGACCAGCUGUAAAAGUUGUUCAUUAAACCUAAACUGCCAAUGGGACCAACGUCAGCAAGAGUGUCAGGCUUUACCAGCUCAUCUUUGUGGAGAGGGAUGGAAUCAUAUUGGAGAUGCAUGCCUUCGAAUAAAUUCCAGCAAAGAAAACUAUGACAAUGCUAAACUGUAUUGCUACAGCCUGAGUGGAAACCUUGCUUCAUUGACAAGCUCAAAAGAAGUAGAAUUUGUUUUGGAUGAAAUACAAAAGUAUACACAACAGAAAGUAUCUCCUUGGGUCGGAUUACGCAAGAUCAAUAUAUCCUAUUGGGGAUGGGAAGACAUGUCUCCUUUCACAAAUACAACCCUACAAUGGCUUCCUGGUGAACCAAAUGACUCUGGAUUCUGUGCAUAUCUAGAAAGAGCUGAGGUAGCAGGCCUAAAAGCUAACCCUUGCACAUCUGUGGCAGAUGGCCUUGUCUGUGAAAAGCCUGUUGUUAGUCCAAACCAAAAUGCAAGGCCUUGUAAAAAGCCAUGUUCAUUAAGGACAACGUGUUCUAACUGCACAAGCAAUGGCAUGGAAUGUAUGUGGUGCAGCAGCACAAAACGAUGUGUUGACUCAAAUGCCUACAUAAUCUCUUUUCCAUAUGGGCAAUGCCUGGAAUGGCAAACUGCCACUUGUUCCCCUCAAAAUUGUUCUGGAUUAAGAACAUGUGGACAGUGUUUAGAACAACCUGGAUGUGGUUGGUGCAAUGAUCCUAGUAACACAGGGAAAGGACACUGCAUUGAAGGCUCUUCAAGGGGACCCAUGAAACUUGUUGGGAUGCAUACCAGUGAGAUGACCCUUGACACAAGUCUUUGCCCCAAAGAGAAAAAUUACGAAUGGUCUUUUAUCUAUUGCCCAGCUUGCCAGUGUAAUGGACAUAGCACUUGCAUCAACAAUAACGUGUGUGAGCAGUGUAAAAAUCUUACUACAGGGAAGCAGUGUCAGGAUUGUAUGCCAGGAUACUAUGGAGAUCCAACCAAUGGAGGACAAUGUACAGCUUGUACAUGUAGUGGUCAUGCAAAUAUUUGUCAUAUGCACACAGGAAAAUGCUUCUGCACAACUAAAGGAAUAAAAGGAGAUCAGUGCCAGUUAUGUGAUUCUGAAAAUCGUUAUGUUGGUAACCCUCUCAGAGGAACUUGUUACUACAGCCUUUUGAUUGACUACCAGUUUACCUUCAGUUUGUUACAGGAAGAUGAUCGCCAUCAUACAGCCAUAAACUUCAUAGCCAAUCCAGAACAGUCAAACAAAAAUUUGGAUAUUUCCAUUAAUGCAUCAAACAACUUUAAUCUGAACAUUACAUGGUCCAUUAGUUCAACAGCUGGAACAAUAUCUGGAGAGGAAAUUCUGCUAAUUUACAGAGUGAAAAUAAAGGAAUUCAGAGAUAGUUUUUCCUGUGAAAAAUUUAAUUUCAGAGGCAAUCCUAACAUCACAUUCUAUGUAUAUGUCAGCAACUUUUCUUGGCCAAUUAAAAUACAGAUUGCAUUCUCACAGCACAAUACUAUCAUGGAUCUUGUGCAAUUCUUUGUCACCUUCUUCAGUUGUUUCUUAUCUCUCUUACUGGUAGCUGCUGUUGUCUGGAAGAUCAAGCAAACUUGUUGGGCUUCUCGACGGAGAGAGCAACUGCUUCGAGAAAGACAGCAGAUGGCCAGCCGCCCCUUUGCUUCUGUUGAUGUGGCCGUGGAAGUGGGAACUGAACAAACAGACUUUCUACGAGGGACAUUAGAGGGUGCACCCAAACCGAUUGCUGUCGAGCCAUGUGCAGGGAACAAAGCAGCAGUUCUGACUGUGUUUCUCUGUCUCCCAAGAGGACCAUCAGGUGUCCCACCCCCUGGUCAAUCAGGUCUUGCGAUCGCCAGUGCCCUCAUUGACAUUUCACAGCAGAAGCCAGCAGAUAGUAAAGAUAAGUCUUCAGGAGUCCGAAAUCGAAAACAUCACCUUUCAACACGUCAAGGAACUUGUGUCUGAGGUCCAGAAACUGCACUUGUAUAGUCUGUAUUAUUUUUCUUUUCAAAUGGCUUCCAUUGAAAGCUAUCCCACAGCCUCAGUUUUUAUGGAGGUGAAAAUCUCUGAACACAAGUUCAGAGCCCUGGUCCUUUCAUACGUGCAGCCAGCCGCACUCCAAACCAGAGCACCUUGUGGGCCCAAAUGCAGUCAUGAAAUGACCUUUUAUAGGAGCAACAGAACUGAAGUUCACAAACAACAAAGUCCCUUUUUACAUUAACCUUAAGCAUAUCAGAGAUACAUUUGCAUCAGUCAUGGAAAAAGCUGUAUGUAGAUUAUUUCCUAAUGAGGACAGAGGGUAAGCAUAAUCCUUGGGGGGUGGGGGAGAAACUGUUAUGAAACAGAAAAAAAAGUUUGUUUGUUUGUUUAUUUUUAAUUCCUGAAUGAUCAGAAUUAUACCAUUUUCUCCAUAUAAGCAAAUUUAGACUAACCAAACAUAACCAGGAAAUGAAUCCAUUGCUAUGGAUUUAGAUAUUGUUUUUUCUCACUGUUAACGUGAGAACGAAUCACUAAGUUAGUAGAAUGUAGAUAUUGCAUUAAACUCUUUGAUAGGGCCAUAUUAUGUCAGAAAACAGGCUGGGAACAUCAAGAUUAUUUACCCGACUGGAAAGGAGACUCAGCUGAGCUAGGUUUGGUGGAGACCGUGUGCCCUUCCACAAAAGGCUUAUUAGAAUUCUGAGUGAAGAGAACAUCCCUGCCUUCCAUGCCAACUGACUAACUCAUUAUCAGAGCUGAUAGAGCAUGGAAAAGCCUGUCCAGCAAUCAAUUUCUCCCUUCUUUCCCCAAACAGCCUCCAAUAUUUCAAACCUAAAGAGAGCAUAAAUUGUUAUUUUAUAAGUAUGCAAGCUUCUGUUCCAGUAUGGAAAUGUUUUAAUUGCCGAGGACUCAUUGCCUCACACCAAAAAUGACCUACCUGCAGUUUUGCCAAAAGUAUAAUCUUCAUUUGGUGUUCCUCUCCGGGUUGCUGAAUUUUAUUUUGUCUGUACCUUCCACAAAUGGAACAAGCUAUAUAUUUUAAAACUGACACUUCCCAAUUUACAAUGUGACCUCAGUUCCACAUGCCAACUGUUUCACUUAGAAUAUGAUUUGAGAAGAACAUUUGGUCGCCAAUGCCAACAGCAUUCUUGCCUCUAAAUAUGAGUCCAAGAUACCGAGUGGGCCUCUAUGACCAGAUUACUGGCCUACAGCUAACACAAUUCCUUAAAGGGCCGAAACUUACCAUAUUCUCAAGGACUGAAACAUCUGAACCAAGACAAAAAGAAAAAGGAUUUUACAAUAGACAUGUUGAACUGCAUCUUAUUCUUAUGUGGCCAAUAGCAGAUGGUUCAAGCUCAGUACUUCUCCUAGAGCUUGAUUGGAAUUGCAGUUUCUCAAAUUAAUGUGGAGAACAGCAGCAGAGGUGUCCCAUGCCUCUUAUAAAUGACAAUCUUACUAAAAAAGAAAAGAUUUUAAAUUAUAAUUGAUGUUCAAUACUUGAUCUGUAUCUUCUAUUUUCUUUUGAUUUCAGGGAGAUAAUGACAUUUUGCUGUUUCCAACUGACUGCAUAGUCACUUGCAUGCCCUGAUGGUACACUAGCUGAAUAAGACCCUGUUGUGAAUUUCUGUGCUAUUUCAUGCCAUUUAUUUACAUAGAGAUUCAGCUUAAUUUUGAUGAGGACUGAACGUACAACUAUAUCAGAAAUGAUCAUAUAAUACGUAGUUACAUCUUAUACAGGACUGUUAGGUUUUAUCUAACCAUGACUGUCAGUGUUUUUAUAAUUAGGCAUUUAUGGAUUAUGAAUGAUAUGUAUCCCUUAUGUUGGCAUGACAGAGUAUUUUUCAUAUGUUAAAACAAGACUCAUCUUUAGAGUAAUACCAUCAAUAUCCUGUGAUUUUUUAAAUGUUAUUUUGAAUUUCCAUUAUUCCACACCAUAGGAAAAGGUCAAAUGGGAUUAUUUUUUAAACUUUUACUGGAAACAAUCAUUUAGUAUUACUAUCUUAGAAACAUUUAAACAAUUUUUUCUUUGAUGCUUUAAAUGGAGAUUUGUUCGAGGAAAGAUAAAUGGACAUAGUCACUUACAAUUGAACUAUGUAGCUGUGCUAUUUGUUUCAUUCUCCAAGAGUUUUCAAAUAGUUUAAUAGUAAUGAUACAAUUUUCUAGGUUUCAGGGGGAACCUGAGUUAACUGUAUGCUAGGAGAGUUUAAAAGAAUGGCAUUCCAUUAAAAGAAAGAUGAUUCUUUUCCACCUGAAAUCCAUCUUGGUUUGUAUAACCUGAAAAGGUUAACUUUUCAAGAUUAUAAUUUGUGUGAAAAUGUUUAAGAAUGACAAGCAUCAGUUAGAUAUUUCAUUAGGUUUAUUAAAGCCAUACUCAAUAUCUUAUACUGUGGUCAACAAUGAUACUUUUAUUAUGAAACAUUCUCAUAUCACGCUAAAGAGUUUCCUAAUAACAGAACUCUGCAUAUUUAGAUAUGUUCAUUUGGAAAGAGUCUUGGCAUUACCAGUAGUUAUCAGUCUCUGCCAUGGAUGUUUUGCUUAUUUAUCAGACCAGAUGUUAGGCUAUUGAAAAUAUGCAAUUGAUUGGGACAAAAUUUUAACAGCCUUAAUGACUGCUUCUCUUACCAGCACAUGCCCUAGAAAUAAUUAUUGUAAAUCACCCUAGUAUUGCUCAAGUUUAUAGGUUUUGUGGUUUUGCAGGUGUAGAAAUGUAUUGAUUAUUUAAAUGCAAUGAAAUAGUCAGAAUUAACCUGGAACACCUAUUUGAGAAGAGGCUAAGAAUACUUUUGUAUGGAAUAAAUGUGCUUCCAGAUGGGUUUGCUAGGUUUUAAAAUAACCAGGACUUUUAAAAUUGACUUAAUCAAAACCUAGUUCUAUAACCAUUGAGUGACCCUUAGAUACUUGUUCACCCAUUUCUAACAACUUGUUUUCCAAAUUCAUUCAUUGAUUUCUUGUCAAAAGUAAUUUUUCCUUGAUAGGAAAAUCAGCAGCUUUUUGCACAUAAACAUUGUAGGAAAAACCUUUUUGUUAAGAUUAAACUUAACCCGAGAUAUCAGAGCUCACCUAUGAGAUCUAGAAAUUGCUGAUGAUGUCCAUCAAUGGAUUGUGUUACAUGAAGUCAGUGCUUUGGUCAUUAUAAUUCCUUUAUAUAGAAAUAUGCAGGAAUCAAAAGUUAAAAAGUUCUAACAUACUAUAGAAACUAAAAUUUUGACGUACAAUGAGUUAGAAACAGGGCUUAAAGAUUCUUCUUUUUUUGGAAAUACAAGAAUUGGAGACUUCAAUUAUAGUGAAGGUCACAUUUGUGUUGGCCCUCUUCUUCAUAUUGUACAAAAAGUACAAUAACCAAGAUCCUGUAAAAAUCCACUCCCCUACCAUAUAAAAUUUGGUUAAUGUUUUUUGUAUUAGUAGAUUUCCUUACCUGUGAAAGAAAAGAAAUCUUCAUGUCUGUCUUCAUUCAUCUUGUAAUUCUUGGCCUUUUCUUCAGAUUCACUCAAUGGUGGACUGAGCAAUCAUAAUCAGGAUUGUUCAGAGGUGAGAAUAAGAGCAUAAUUCAGAAGAGGCCAAGUGCCUGGUGUCCCUGUCCUGGUUAUAGAAAGAGAGAUUGGCUAUAAAUAUCAAUACCUCUGUCCACAGUAAUGCAUGCAUUCUUUAAAUUAAUUGAUCUUAAUUAAUAGUAAAGUCAAGUGCUUGCAAAACACCUGAGUCUAGAACAGACCGGAGCUGUCAGUUUUGUUUAAUUUCAGUUAAUCACAAAACCACCACCACCUGUGCCAAUUUUUUUUUUUUCUGUGUGUGUGGUUUUCUAUCUUACCCUUACACAAUAUCCCACAGGAAGCAGCCAGUCACUUUCUUCUCAUUAUGGUUUUCCCUUCCACAUGUUGGGAAAAGAACCCAAAUACUCCAACUUUCUAAUAGUUAUUCCUAGUAUUCGUAUAGUGCUUUAAAAUUUGCCAAGUGAGAGAUAUAUGUACAUAUAUAACAUGCAUCUAUGUAGUCAUUUAAUCUUUAUAACAACCCUGUAAGGUAAGUACUGUUGUUCACUUCUAUUUGCAGAAGAGGAAACAGAAUAAGAGAGAUUCAGUGACUUUCCCAAGGUCACACAGCUAGCAAAUUAGGUAGAAUUUGAACUCAAGUCUUCCUGAUUCCAAGUCCAGUGACUUUUUCUCUCCUAAAUUGAGAGGUACACAUGACAACCAACAGAGGCAUUCUGGUCUGUUUUUCCUCCUUUUAUAUACCCCUCAAUCCAUUUAAUUCCUCAGUCCUUACUUUUCUCAUCUGUAAAAUAUAUGCAUCGGACUAGGUGACAUUUAAGGUCUUUUCCAGCUCAAAAUCAAUUACUCUUUCUCAUUGGCUGUCUUCAGAUGGUAGGUGACUGACUAUUUGUUGGGCACCUAGCAGUGAUUCUUAUUACUAUGCACUAGGGAGCCUCUCUGGACCCUUUGUAAAUGUAUGAUUCUGUCAAUGAUUCUGUAAGGUAGGUUAAUUGGAUGAAGGGUUGCCUGCAGGAAAGGACACUUAUUAGAUAGCCUUUGAGGUACAAGGUAUUGCAAGCCAAAAAGAACCCAUGCUGAAAAGGCCAGUUGCCAAAUGUGUCUGAAGCCAUUAAGAUUCUUCUGCAAUUGUGGAGGUAAUGGCUUGGGAAGGGAGUGGCCAUUUUCUGUCACAUCACUGGGUCUAAUCUUCAAGCAUCACAACCAAAAUCUGGUGAUGGUUAAAUGAGCCAUGGCUUUAUUGAAAUAAGUUUAUGGAGAUGUUCACACUAAAUAGAAAUAUCUACAACACAGACUUUUUAUUGCUUUAAACCAUUUUAACUAUGGGAAUUAUAAACUUUUUUACUCUCCCUAGAAGACAAACUUUCUUCACAGAAACCACCUCUUGUCUGUGCUUAAAAUGAAGCUCUGUCUGUUGAGAAUGAGACACUGAUUUUUUCCUCCAUGACUAGAGCUGAUCAAAAAAGAGAAAUGUUGGCUUCAAUUUUGCAGGAUCGAUUCCCUAGAUUUCUUCAUCAAGCCAAAUACCAAUGAAGCACAUCAUCCACAAUACUUGCCACUUGUCUGUACCUUCCCAUUAUACUUAGUUUUGGUUUGGCUUUUAACCAUUCCUGUUUAUGGCAAUAGCAGCCAUUUCACUCAGGCAGAACUGUUUAAAUACAAUAACUGGCUUUAAAAAAAAGUUUGAUAUGGCUGUGUGCAUGGUUAAUUGAUAUAAAGCCCCCUCACCUGUAUGCAUGAGGAAUGUCUGGAAUAUAUCUAAAAAAUAAUGAGUGAAUUCACAUAGCAUCUUUAUAUUUGCAUGACCUCUUUUGCACAAGGAUGUCUCAAGAUGCAUAAGUAUGUUUGCUCCAUGAUCUAUAGUUAUUGAAAGUUCCACUUUAUCCAGUAUCAGGGACAGGACCUGGUGUCAGGAGAAACUCAAGUUUAAAUAUCAACUCACAUGCCAGAUCUUUUUUUUAGCCUUGGAAAAGUUAUCUAAUCUCUCCUUUCUUCAGGUCCUAAAUCAGGAAAAUGGGAUUAAAAUGCCAACCUACCUCACUUAGAUGUUGUGACAGUUGAUAGUGUUUGUUGAAAGGGAAAGUAAAACCUGGUCAUAGAUUUUUCUACUUUUACUAUCAGUAUGUGUGGGUAUGGAUUCAGUAAAUCCCCAACAAGAAUCAGUUCCUUCUAAAGAGAGUGUUUGACCCAUCAUAGAAUACAUUUAUACACCAAAAUUCCCUCUUUAAAUUAAGCUGAAAUUAAUGCCAUUGGUGUAAUUCUUCUAAUAAUUUCCAGCUAUGUGGGGUUUUUUUCCUCCUUUAACAUAUUUCAAGUUUAUGGAUUUCCAAGAUUUUAAAUAAGGCUUCAUAUCAAAUACUAAACCAUUAGGUUGAAUCUGCUUUUCUAUUGUUAAAUAGCUCUCUUGACCUUGUUCAUUACUCAAUCAAGUUCAAUACAAGAACUUUGAGAGUGGGGAAAGAACCAUAGCAAGAGACAUGCCAGUGCUUUUUAAAAGGCAAACACAAAAUGUUUCCUAGAUCCUCUUCCCUUUGUGCUUUCCUAUAACAAUGCUGCUUGGCAGCAAUGAUUUUUUUUUUCCUGAGGAGAUCAGUUUGUUUGAAAUACGGUGGCACUUUAAAGUGAAGGCCAGUUGGAAGGACACCAAUAAAAAUACCAACUCAGCUUAAAACAAUUUGAUUUCAACUGCAAAAUGAAAUAUUUGCAGUACACAUAUAUAAUGGCAAGCAGGCUAUUCUACUUAUCAAGAAUAUUCCCUAAUGAAAAUCACAACACUAGAUUCAUUUGAAGCUGUCUUCCCCCUGUGAUGAAAAAAAAAUACCACACUCCCCCCCCAUCCCUGCCACCACCAAUUCCCCACGCAAAAAGCAACUAUUAAUCUCAGUAAAGAAAAUAAUCACCCAGAACUCAGUGACUGCUCUGAUUCAACAUUUCUCUAAAAUUACUGGUUCAUUUUGACCUUUCCAUAGAAAAAAUAUAUUCUGCAUUGGCUAUUUAAAGGACUAAUUAUUUUCCAUUGAAGGGCAGAGGGGUAGUGAUUAAAGAAAAAAGUUCUUGUAUUAUUUUUUCCAAUUUAAGCCAAUUCAACAAGCAUUUAAAUAUCCGCUAUAUGCCAGGCUCGGUUCUAGGGCUUGGGAGAUAACAAAGAUAAAUCUGAAAAUGAUCCAUGCCCUCAGGGAGCUUACAUUUUAUUCAUCUUCUGAUGGUUCUAUUUAUACUCACACUACUCAUGGGGGUAUUUCCACAGGUCAGACCUUCAUGGUGGGGGGAAACAGUAGAUUGUCUAGUAGCAUGACAGCCUUUUCUAAUAUCCAGAGGAUGACUUUGCUAUUAGCUUUCAUGUUAACCAAUUCGAAAUAGCUUAUACAAUUAGUGUUUCUAGGAAGCCUGGGGACAUUGCCUAAGGCAAAGUCUAUGGAAUAGAAAAUAAUUUAGUUUUCUUUUAAAAUGUAUGGUCCAGGAGUCUAUAGGUCUAUGAAAAUUGAUGGGUGCAUUUCAAAAUUUCCCCCAAAAUCUCUAUUUUUGUAUAGUCUUCAAUCUUAACAUUGUUAUUCUCCUACAUUACAUUAAUGAAUUUUAGAACUGUUAUAACUUUGAUUUCUUCUUUGAUCAAACUAACAACUCUCAAGAUAAAACUCAAUAGGUUGUAAGGUUGAGUCUAAAGAUUUGGUUACAUUAUAUGCCUCCCUUUUUUGGCAAAGAAAAAUCAAGCACUUUAAUAUGUUGCUGUUUUUUCAGUUCUGAAUUCUCUCCAUCCCUCCAGGCUCUCUCCCACCCAUUGAGAAGACAAAAAAAAUCAUACUUAUUAUACAUAUUUAGUUAUACAAACAUAUUUCCACAUUAGCCAUGUUGCAAAAAAUGCAAGAAAAAAUAAAGUGAAGGAAAAUAUGCUUUAAUCUGCACUUAGAGUUCAUCAAUUCUCUCUCUGGAGAUGGAUAGCAUUUUUCAUCAUGACUUGGAAUUGUUAAGGAUUGUUGUAUUGCUAGAUUAGCUAAGUCUUUUGCAGUUAAUUGUUGUUACAAUGUUGCAUUUACUGUGUACAAUGUUCUCCUAAUUCUUUUUCCUUCAUUCUGUAUCAGCUCAUAAAAGUCUUCACAUUUUUUUCUGAAACCAUCCCCUUUGACAUGUCUAAUAGCUCAAUGGUAUUCCACAAAAACCAUAUACCACAAUCUGUUCAGCCAUUCUCCAAUUGAUGAACAUAUUCUCAGUUUCUAAUUCUUUGCAAUUACAAAAAGAGCUGCUAUAAAUAUUUAUGUACCUAUGAGUUCUUUUCUUUUUUCUUUGAUUUACUUGAGAUACAGAUCUAGUUGUGGCAUUGCUAGGUCAUGCACAACCCUUUGGGCAUAAUUACUCCAGAAUAUUGUACCAAUACACAAAUCCACCCACAGUGCAUUAGUUUAACUAUUUCCACAUCCUCUCCAACAUUUGUCAUUUUCUUUUUCUGUUGUCUUAGCCAAUCUAAUGGUUAUGAACUGCUUUAAUGUAUAUUACUCUAAUUAUUAGUGAUUUAGAGCAUUUUUCAUAUGACCAUAGAUAGCUUUGAUUUCUUCUUCUUCUUAAACCUGCUUGUACAUAUACUUUGAUCAAUUACCAAUCAGAAAAUGGACUUCUGGUGCUUUUUUUAUACAUUUAGCUCAGUUUCCUUAUAUUUCAGAAAUUAGACCUUUUUCAGAAAAAUCUGUAAAAAAAUUCCAAGUUCCCUUCCUUCCUUCUAAUUUUGGCUACAUUUAUUAUAUUUCCUUAAAAUUAUGAUACUGGCAAUUAUUUCAUCUUGGGGUAAGUAUUGCUAAAGAUUGCCCUUUGUGGCUCAUAAACAAUCAAAGACAGCUCUCCCUCCUUCACAGUUGGAAAUUUUCCCCAAAAAUAUUUCCAUUGCUAUUUAAUCCAACUGCUAGUUUAUUUAGAACAUGAUUCCUAGAAUUGAAAAGAAAGUUCAAGUUCCUAGAUGAAAUCCUGAUGGCAUAAUAAAAUAUAGAAUCAAAUCUUAAGGAUAUUUAUUGAAAUCUCUAGUAACAAUAUUGUAGUUAGGAUUUUCUUUCCUUAUUUUAUAAGAAUCAUGUAGGAAACUACCUAUCUAAAUGAAAAUAUCCACACCUAGGGGCAGCUAGAUGGCGCAGUGGAUAGAGCACCGGCCCUGGAAUCAGGAGUACCUGAGUUCAAAUCCGGCCUCAGACACUUAACACUUAACUAGCUGUGUGACCCUGGGCAAGUCACUUAACCCCAAUUGCCUCACUAAAAAAAUAUAUAUAUCCACACCUAGAGAUGGAUCUAAUUGUUUUAUCUUUUUCAUAAUAUAUUAUAAAAUCCUAAAUCUGUUAAUUAAAAUAUAGAACUGCAGAUGAGGACACCAAAGUUUUCUUCCCUUUCUUCCACUAAUCUAUUAUGAAACCUUUGGCCUUUUGGCAUGUCAGUUUCCCCAUUUGUCCAAAAUGGACAGUAUAAUACUCCUCUACCCUUACAAAGGGGCUGUAAGAAUUCAUCAUUUUAGUUAGCUUUCAGAUACCUUGAUGCAAAGUAUCAUAAAAGGUCAGAAUUUUAUUAUCACCAGUCAUUUUCCGAAUGCUACCUAUGUAUGGAGUUUGAUAAAUGUUUUUAAAUUGCGACUUUG
This is a messenger RNA of Dromiciops gliroides (monito del monte), 13368 nucleotides long. RefSeq names its product attractin like 1 (gene ATRNL1). Gene Ontology annotation, cellular component: Golgi apparatus. The record is from RefSeq and is a predicted model, not a curated record. NCBI's taxonomy places the organism in Eukaryota, Metazoa, Chordata, Mammalia, Microbiotheria, Microbiotheriidae. Gene Ontology annotation, molecular function: protein binding. The transcript has 29 exons. The coding region runs from base 139 to 4260 and encodes 1373 amino acids.